Molecule: messenger RNA, 2370 nt
Organism: Seminavis robusta
Lineage: Eukaryota; Bacillariophyta; Bacillariophyceae; Naviculales; Naviculaceae
Source: the annotation of a GenBank genome assembly
AUGACGACCAGCAACUUGCGGAGACGGCGGCUUUCUGGUGAAGACGCAAAGACAGUCAACAAGAACGAUGAACGUGAUGAUGGUGGUGGUGGUGAUGAGACUGCCGACGCCAACAAGAAGGUGUCAUCAUCACAACCUCCAAUAAUAAUGCGACCCAGUAGCGUUGUAUUACACUGGCUGUUGCUACUGUGUCAUGUGAUUGCUGUGGGAAUAUUUGUGUGGGGUUGGAUUCUACGACAAGAGCUGCACACCAGUGUAGAGUGCGACAUGACGUAUUCGCAACGACAACUCAUCCCCAUUCACAUGGAACUCCCAACCAACAACCACACUCAGAAGUACGGUCUCUAUAAAUUCAUUGAUCAACGAGAUCCACGGUCCCAUCACCGGGCCAUGAUGCAACGAUGGCUCAAGACCAUUCGGGUCACGGGAGAAGACGAUUUGGAGUAUCGUGCGACCAAGCUCUAUCAACAAGACAAUCAGGAAUUUUUACAACACAACAAUGCCCAUCACUGUACUCCCAAAAACCUCUACAAUGGACGCAAUGACACGGACACCACUGUAGCAGUCUUGUAUAUUCCAGGCCAUUGGGGCAGCUACAUGCAAUCCAGAUCCAUUGGAGCUCAUGGCAUUCAACUCACUGGUGCUCGCAGUAUGGCGCAACAAUCCCGCGUCUUACAGGCAUUGACACAAAAUACGUGGAAGGGAACGGAUGCCACCGAUUCGUCCCAAUUUGUUUUUGAUGUCUACGCCAUGGAUUUUUCCGAAGAAGGAGCCGCCUUGCAUGCACAAUUUCUAUGGGCACAAACCGCCUUUGUGGCCAAGGCUAUUCAACACAUUGUGGAUACCUGCCAAUUAUCACAAGUGAUCGUCUUGGGGCAUUCCAUUGGUGGCUACGUGUCGCGGCUGGCACCCAUUCUGUAUCCCAACAUUCGACCUUACAUUGCCAAUAUUGUGACGCUUGGGUCUCCUCAUGCUCAUCCUGUCUUUGGCUGGGAAUCAUCCAUUCACCAGCUGCACCAAACAUACUUGGAAAAUAGUAAUAAUGACAACUACCAGGCAGCAUUGGUCGCCAUUUCCGGAGGAUUACGGGAUGAAAUGAUCCCACCCGUGGCAUGUAGAGCAACAACCAAUGCGCUAUCGAUUCUUGCCACACAAGUCAUGAAACCGGCCACCGACAAGGUCCAACCACCAACAUUGGGAAUGGAUCAUAGAGCCAUUGUGUGGUGCCACAAUCUCUUGUCGGUUGUGCGAGAAGUCUUUUACACACUCGUGCAACAACGUGACAAUAAGGAGCCACAGGAACGCAUUGCCGCGGUCCAAGAGUAUUUGGGAUUGCAAACGACGACAAAUGAUAAAGAGGGCUACUCGUUCCAAGAGAGUCUAGAAGAGCAUCAAUCGGUAUUUAUGCAACAUUAUGGAUACGGAGCCACCAUUGCCAUGGAAUCGGCCAUGCUCUAUCAUUUGGAGGUGCUGGUUGGGCUAUUUGUGGUUCUGGGUUGUUUCCAAUGUGCAGGCAUUGGCUGCUUGUAUCUGGGUCAUCCAAACCCCACCAUUCAAUGGAGAAUGCAGGUAGUACCCUUGUUGGCGACAAUCUGCCUAGCUGCCAGGACAAACUAUCAACUACAUUGGCUGUCCCUUGUCGUCUUGACGUUGGUGGCCAACACGGUCCUGUGGGGUCUACAAUGGAUCUUGGCUGUUGCACUUGCACGCCUGCCCCGGACGGCCACACCUUUGAGCAAGACAGCCUCCCGCAUACGAUGGUUCGCACUGGGCAUUUUCUUUCUGCUCUUUGGCUUGCAGUGUGUGGGAAAACUGUUUGCAUGGAAGACCCGACUUUCUAUCGGGCUCCUGUUUGCCGUAUACUUUGCAACCAUGGCUUCCGCCGUCGCCUUUGCGGCAUCGUCACGUCGCACCAAUCCACCCACAUUUGUAUUGCGUGAUGAUGCGCGUCUGGUUGCCUUUGCAGCAACCUUCUUCUUGGCAUGCCCGUGCUUGGUGGCUGGGAAGUUCAUGGCCUUGAUUGCGACAAUCGGCAAUGAGGGAAUUGUGCCUACGGACAUUCCAGAAGAGUAUCUACCCGAUACUGGUCUUGGUGACUUGACCACCAAACUAUUGCUUCCAAUCGUCAUGCGGCUUGGCUGGAUGCACGUGGUGCAAAAGAGACCGGAGAGCAGUGCCACUGAUGAAAAGCGAGUUGUACCACCAUCCUUUCUGGACUUUGCACGGGCCCUCUUGAUGACAUUGGCAAUUUUGAGCUAUGCCCGUUCGUUGUUUCAAAUUGGGCAAGGAUAUCGAGCAGGAGACUUGCUGGUUGCAAUCUGCUGGUUAGAAUGCUUCAUUCACAGCUUAUUUGUCAAACUCAUGGACUAA